AUGGAUCAAGAACAAGAACAAUUUCAAUUUCUUGGCUUCUUUGGCAUCUUCAAAGAGACCUUCAAAAUCAUCUCAACUUAUAAACAAAUCUUCACACAAAUUACACUCUCCAUCAUCCUUCCUCUUUCUUUCAUUUUCUUAGCUCAUAUCGAAGUAUCUGAAGACCUUUUCGGCAAAAUCAUAGACAAUGAGAAUGCUCUUGAUCAAACCCCAAAAGACACAAAGACGUACAAUUCACUCUCUGACUUAAUCUCUUCCGAAUGGACAUACUUUUGGGUGUUCAAAACUCUAUACUUUAUAUUUUUCCUCAUCCUUUCCUUGAUCUCUACCUCAUCUAUUGUUUACACCAUUGCAUGUAUCUACACAUCAAAACACAUGAAUUUCAAGAAAGUGAUGAGCGUCGUUCCAAAAGUUUGGAAACGAUUAAUGGUCACAUUUGUUUGGAAUUUCAUCAUUGUUUUUGCAUUCAAUCUACUAGCAUUGGUGGUUUUGGUCUCAUGGGUAGCCUUGAUUGGUUUUACAAUGUUUGGUCUUUUCAUUCUUAGCCUUUUGGGCAUCAUUUAUUUGGCGAUUUUCAUUUACAUUAGUGUUGUUUGGCACUUGGCUAGUGUGGUUUCGGUUUUGGAAGAAGAUUAUGGUAUUAAAGCAAUGUUAAAGAGCAAAGACUUGAUCAAAGGAAAGGCGGGUGUUUCUAUUGUAAUCUAUUGUUUCCUGAACUUAUGUUUUAUUGCGAUUCAAGUGGGUUUUGACAGGCACGUUGUGCUUGCACAAGAUGGUUCACUCGUGAGCAGAACCAUUUUCGGCGUUAUAUUUUUCUUGUUGCUUUCGCUACUAAUUCUUUUCAGCCUUACUGCCCAAACCAUUGUGUAUUUCGUCUGCAAAUCCUACCAUCAUGAACACAUUGAUAAAUCAUUGUUGGCUGAUCAUCUCGAGGUCUAUCUUGGAGAUUACUUACCAUUAAAUUCAAAGAAUGUACAACUAGAAAGCUUCGACAUUUAG
Molecule: messenger RNA, 999 nt
Organism: Erigeron canadensis
Lineage: Eukaryota; Viridiplantae; Streptophyta; Magnoliopsida; Asterales; Asteraceae
Exons: 1
Coding region: 1-999 (332 amino acids)
Source: RefSeq, a predicted model, not a curated record